Molecule: messenger RNA, 7587 nt
Organism: Coregonus sp. 'balchen'
Lineage: Eukaryota; Metazoa; Chordata; Actinopteri; Salmoniformes; Salmonidae
Source: the annotation of a GenBank genome assembly
GGUCGAGGAGGGAAAGGCAGUAUCUACGUGUGGGCCUCUGGAGACGGCGGUAGCUAUGACGACUGUAACUGUGAUGGUUACGCCUCCAGCAUGUGGACCAUCUCCAUCAACUCAGCUAUCAACGAUGGCCGCACGGCUCUGUACGACGAGAGCUGCUCCUCCACCCUCGCAUCCACCUUCAGCAAUGGACGCAAGAGGAACCCUGAGGCUGGCGUGGUGAGUGUGUGAGAAAGAGAGAGAGAGAGAGAGAGAGAGAGAGAGAGAGAGAGAGAGAGAGAGAGAGAGAGAGAGAGAGAGAGAGAGAGAGAGAGAGAGAGAGAGAGAGAGAGAGAGAGAGAGAGAGAGAGAGUACUCGCAUGCGUGUAUGGUUGACCAAGUUCAUAUCAUUGUUAUCCUCAGUCUGAGUACAUUGAGUACACUGAGUGCUCAGAUUUGUACGAUUUCCAUCCUUGAAUCCAACCCAACAAAGACAAGGUUGCAUAAUGACAUGGUCUUUUCAGCCAACUUUCCAUUGUUCUGUGUCGCUACGAGACAUUAACUAUUCACUGAAGACUGAAUACCUGUCCUUAGUUGUAUGCAGUCUUUCUCUGUGAUUGAUUGAGGGAUUGUUCUAUCCUCUUUCAUUUGAACAAUCCGCAGAGAUGCACGGCAUUCAAUCUAUUCCUUAUUCAGAUGUAUCUCAGCCCAUUCAGCAGAAGAAAGGCUCUGGGAUGAGACAAGGGAGGUUAUAAGCCUGUGAUUUCACUUUGGAUGUGAAAUACCAGGUGGAGAUUGAGGGGGCAGAUGUGUGAUCAGUUAUACAUCCAUCUUUCUAACACUGUGUAACAAAGAACAUCUGGGGUCCUCGAAAUAUCAGGCACUGAGAUAGACAGCUCACAAUCUAGUGGUCCCCGAUUAAGGUCCCCUCAUGGUCUAGUUUUCAUGGAUAAUAAAGGAAGAUAGAAAAGAGGACGGGAGGGAGAUUGUUAAACCCUUUUCAUCUAUGCUUACUGUCAAACAGGACAUACAAGUAUAAAAUAGGAUUUUGCUAUAAGGAAGAUGUAGACUAGACACAGUACAUUUUACUAUUGUUCCCCAUUUGUAGAUUGUAUGUGGUCUGGGAUUUGUUCAGGUUAUUGUUCUUGUUAGAAUACAUAGAAGAUAUAGAAGAUAUAUUGAGAACAAACUCUGUCACUGAAAUGAUCUGUAGGUCUAGAAGACAAGCCAGUUGCUCAACAACCCUGUGACUGUUUCAUAUCUGUCAUCAGAGUAGAGGAUUGGGACAAUGACUUAGCAGAGACAGAUGGGCUAUAACUGUCUGCUUUGUUGUUAUUACGGUAUUUAUCUGGGGAAUUGUGUCACCGGGCAGAGUUAUCACAAGACAAAGUGUGCAUCAUCUGUGCCAUAGAUAAAUGCUCUGAGAGAGAGAGAGCGAGAGAGAGAGAGAAGACCAUCUGACCUUGAUGGUCAUACUAUAGUCAUUCUGGUCAUACAAAUCCCUUUCACUUACUCUUUUGAGAUUUCUCUUGCCACUUUGCCCUACAGUAGCUUGUUCUUCUGUUUUUUUUUUGUUCUGUAAUUCGUAAUUCGUAGGCAACUUUUUAAGACUAUACAAAUACAAUUUGAUUUGAUCAUGUUCAGUCAAGGCUACUCAAUCACAGAGAAUAUUCUGACAAAUAAAUCCCCCUCUCAGUGUAUUGAUUUUAAAGAGAUGUCUCUCUCUUAUAUGAGAACCGCAUUUAGUGUUUUGACUUUCACCAGGAAGCCAAUGACGGUUGAGAGAGCCAGGAAUUCCCUCAUGGGCUUCUCUCUCUCUGACUAAUUGUAUAUGAUUACCUUAAUUACCUCGACUAACCGGUGCCCCCGCACAUUGACUUUGUGCCUGUACCCCCUGUAUAUACAGUGGGGGAAAAAAGUAUUUAGUCAGCCACCAAUUGUGCAAGUUCUCCCACUUAAAAAGAUGAGAGAGGCCUGUAAUUUUCAUCAUAGGUACACGUCAACUAUGACAGACAAAAUGAGAUUUUUUUUCCAGAAUAUCACAUUGUAGGAUUUUUAAUGAAUUUAUUUGCAAAUUAUGGUGGAAAAUAAGUAUUUGGUCAAUAACAAAAGUUUCUCAAUACUUUGUUAUAUACCCUUUGUUGGCAAUGACACAGGUCAAACGUUUUCUGUAAGUCUUCACAAGGUUUUCACACACUGUUGCUGGUAUUUUGACCCAUUCCUCCAUGCAGAUCUCCUCUAGAGCAGUGAUGUUUUGGGGCUGUCGCUGGGCAACACGGACUUUCAACUCCCUCCAAAGAUUUUCUAUAGGGUUGAGAUCUGGAGACUGGCUAGGCCACUCCAGGACCUUGAAAUGCUUCUUACGAAGCCACUCCUUCGUUGCCCGAGCGGUGUGUUUGGGAUCAUUGUCAUGCUGAAAUUUAAUAAUAAUUUGCCAUUUAGCAGACACUUUUAUUCAAAGCGACUUACAGUCAUGCGUGCAUAAAUGUUUUUGUGUAUGGGUGGUCCCGGGGAUCGAACCCACUACCUUGGCGUUACAAGCGCCGUGCUCUACCAGCUGAGCUACAGAGGACCAGCCACGUUUCAUCUUCAAUGCCCUUGCUGAUGGAAGGAGGUUUUCACUCAAAAUCUCACGAUACAUUCUUUCCUUUACACGGAUCAGUCGUCCUGGUCCCUUUGCAGAAAAACAGCCCCAAAGCAUGAUGUUUUCACCCCCAUGCUUCACAGUAGGUAUGGUGUUCUUUGGAUGCAACUCAGCAUUCUUUGUACUCCAAACACGACGAGUUGAGUUUUUACCAAAAAGUUAUAUUUUGGUUUCAUCUGACCAUAUGACAUUCUCCCAAUCCUCUUCUGGAUCAUCCAAAUGCACUCUAGCAAACUUCAGACGGGCCUGGACAUGUACUGGCUUAAGCAGGGGGACACGUCUGGCACUGCAGGAUUUGAGUCCCUGGCGGCGUAGUGUGUUACUGAUGGUAGGCUUUGUUACUUUGGUCCCAGCUCUCUGCAGGUCAUUCACUAGGUCCCCCUGUGUGGUUCUGGGAUUUUUGCUCACCGUUCUUGUGAUUAUUCUGACCCCACGGGGUGAGAUCUUGCGUGGAGCCCCAGAUCAAGGGAGAUUAUCAGUGGUCUUGUAUGUCUUCCAUUUCCUAAUAAUUGCUCCCACAGUUGAUUUCUUCAAACCAAGCUGCUUACCUAUUGCAGAUUCAGUCUUCCCAGCCUGGUGCAGGUCUACAAUUUUGUUUCUGGUGUCCUUUGACAGCUCUUUGGUCUUGGCCAUAGUGGAGUUUGGAGUGUGACUGUUUGAGGUUGUGGACAGGUGUAUUUUAUACUGAUAACAAGUUCAAACAGGUGCCAUUAAUACAGGUAACGAGUGGAGGACAGAGGAGCCUCUUAAAGAAGAAGUUACAGGUCUGUGAGAGCCAGAAAUCUUGCUUGUCUGUAGGUGACCAAAUACUUAUUUUCCACCAUAAUUUGCAAAUAAAUUCAUUAAAAAUCCUACAAUGUGAUUUUCUGGGAAAAAAAUUCUCAAUUUGUCUGUCAUAAUUGACGUGUACCUAUGAAGAAAAUUACAGGCCUCUCAUAUCUUUUUAAGUGGGAGAACUAGCACAAUUGGUGGCUGACUAAAUACAUUUUUUCCCCACUGUAUAUUGCCUCGCUAUUGUUAUUUUACUAUUGUUAUUUUACUGCUGCUCUUUAUAUUAUUAUUAUUAUUAUUACUUUUUACUUAUUCUUUCGUAAAACUGUAUUGUUGGUUAAGGGCUUGUAAGUAAGCAUUUCACUUUAAGGUCUACACCUGUUGUAUUCGGCGCAUGUGACAAAUAACAUUUGAUAUGAUUUGAUUUGAUCUCUAAUUAUCUGUAAUUAAAUUACUCAUUAUGAAUCACAUGUUUACUGAAGAAUUUGCAUUUUUGAAGUGUCCUCUUCUCUUCUCCACUCUCCAGGCCACCACGGACCUGUAUGGAAACUGCACCCUGCGCCACUCUGGGACAUCUGCAGCAGCUCCUGAAGCAGCCGGAGUGUUUGCCUUGGCAUUGGAGGCCAAGUAUGUACACACACACACACAUUACUAGUCAGUGUCUGAAGGUCUUACAAUUAGAGGAGAAUAUGGCUACAGCUGUUCUAACUCUAUUAACAUGGAUGAGAUGUGUUUCAUAACUUCAGCUCCACAUUGACUGAAACCAUGGCUGUGUCAUUACAAACUACCUAUUCCCUUCACUGUCUUUCUCUCCCAUAUUCUCUCUCUCUCUCUCUCUCUCUCCCCCCUCCAUUUCUAUCCUUCUCUCCAGACCACUUCAUAUGUUCCCUCUUCACAGAAUCACAUAUUUACCAAAGCUACCAUUAAACCAAAAGACCUACUCCAUGAAACAGGGAAAGCUGUUUGUUGUCUCGCCCAGUUAUUAUUAAUUCUCUGUGUUCAUGCCAGGGAUACAAAUCAUAUUUGGCCCGGCGUGUGUUCUUUAUACCUCGUUACAUGGCUGAAACACAAGGUUUAUAUUGUAGAUUUGGCCCAAAGUGCACGUUCAUGUUUUAUAAAUUACCGAAUGGCCCAUAUACAUGAACCAGAGCGACUCAGCGCUAGCUGGUGAUGUAAGAUGCUGGUGGAGUAUUCUCCCAGCAUAGCCAGCCGGGACGUGUAUGUCACGAUGUUGCCGAGUGAACCGGACAAAUACCUCAGCCCAUUUAGACAAUGAUAAAAUCCAUAAUUAAUAAUGCAUCAUUUUGUUUUGGGGUUUUAUUAUGUUCAACAAAGAUUAGCACUGUGGCAACAGCAACAUUUACGAGUCUUUCAUUUCAUACAUCAUGAAUUCACAGCCAAUGUGAAAACGUAGCUUCAUUUGGUCCUUAUGGUCUCGAAAAUGUAAAACAUAUGCUAGUGAAGUCAAUUGGCACAUUUGAUCUGAAUAAUAUAAUAGAUUUGACUUGAUCGUUACUUUAGUUACUGUGGGAGCAUGUAGGGUGGAGUCCUGCCACAGACCAGAGCUAGGCCAGGCUCCAGGGUACAGCUGCUCCCAGAAGGCUGGGAUAAGGUCCAAAAAACUAUAUAAAAGUAGUAUAUUCUGAACAUUCUAUCUCAAGUACAAGAAGCAAGUACAAGGGUUUCUAGACAGGUUUCACCCACUGUCCCCAAUCGUUUUCAAUCUUUUUAACUCAGACAGCCUUUUUGUCAUAUUAAGGGCUGGUGGUUUUGUUCUCUAUGCCAUUAGCCAAUGGCACAGACCAGGAUUGUGUAAAGAGAAGCUGUUUGCCUAACACACAAUAAUGAUGUUAGUGUCAGAGGCAGCGGAUGCUAGCACUGGCUAGAGGUAUAAAGCUGGUGUGUAUUAGUGAGUGCCGAGACCCUUUUUACUGGCCAAACACACUUGGACUGUGUGGUAUCAGGAUUCAGUGAGUCAGCACAGAAUAAAACUGUUGUUUCAGAGUAGAGGUAAGCAGUAGAGACGUGCUGCCAGCUGUCUCAAAGCAGACACCCUUUAAUGUUCACACAUCUGAGCCGUUAUCAUCAAAGUGUAUCAAGAGAUCAGACCUUCAUUCCAUUCAUCACUUUUAUGAUAAAAUGCACCAGAAUCCAUUCAGUCUCUUCUAUCGGAUGUGUUGAUCAUUUCCUUUACUUUGUGAUCUAGAAGGUGAAAGUAUUCACACCCCUUGGCAUUUCUCCUAUUUUGCUGCCUUACAACCUGGAAUUAACAUGGAUUUUUUUGUAUCAUUUGAUUUACACAACAUGCCUACCACUUUGAAGAUGCAAAAUAUUUUUGAUUGUGAAAUAAACAAGAAAUAACACAAAAAAACAGAAAACUUGAGCGUGCAUAACUAUUCACCCCCCCAAAGUCAAUACUUUGUAGAGCCACCUUUUGCAGCAAUUACAGCUGCAAGUCUCUUGGGGUAUGUCUCUAUAAGCUUGGCACAUCUAGCCACUGGGAUUUUUGCCCAUUCUUCAAGGCAAAACUGCUCCAGCUCUUUCAAGUUGGAUGGGUUCCACUGGUGUACAGCAAUCUUUAAGUCAUACCACAGAUUCUCAAUUGGAUUGAGGUCUGAGCUUUGACUAGGCCAUUCCAAGAGAUUUAAAUAUUUCCCCUUAAACCACUCGAGUGUUGCUUUAACAGUAUGCUUAGGGUCAUUGUCCUGCUAGAAGGUGAACCUCCGUCCCAGUCUCAAAUCUCUGGAAGACUGAAACAGGUUUCCCUCAAGAAUUUCCCUGUAUUUAGCGCCAUCCAUCAUUCCUUCAAUUCUGACCAGUUUCCCAGUCCUUGCUGAUGAAAAACAUGCCCACAGCAUGAUGCUGCCACCACCAUGCUUCACUGUUGGGAUGGUGUUCUCGGGGUGAUGAGAGGUGUUGGGUUUGCGCCAGACAUAAUGUUUUCCUUGAUGACCAAAAAGCUCAAUUUUAGUUUCAUCUGACCGGAGUACCUUCUUCCAUAUGUUUGGGGAGUCUCUCACAUGCCUUUUGGCGAACACCAAACGUGUUUGCUUAUUUUUUUCUUUAAGCAAUGGCUUUUUUCUGGCUACUCUUCCGUAAAGCCCAGCUCUGUGGACUGUACGGCUUAAAGUGGUCCUAUGGACAGAUACCCCAAUCUCCGCUGUGGAGCUUUGCAGCUCCUUCAGGGUUGUCCAUUUUUUAAUAAAGGAUUUAAUGGUGCUCCGUGGGAUGUUCAAAGUUUCGGAUAUUUCUUAAUAACCCAACCCUGAUCUGUACUUCUCCACAACUUUGUCCCUGACCUGUUUGGAGAGCUCCUUGGUCUUCAUGGUGCCGCUUGCUUGGUGGUGCCCCUUGCUUAGUGGUGUUGCAGACUCUGGGGCCUUUCAGAACAGGUGUACAUAUACUGAGAUCAUGUGACAGAUCAUAUGACACUUAGAUUGCACACAGGUGGACUUUAUUUAACUAAUAAUGCGACUUCUGAAGGUAAUUGGUUGCACCAGAUCUUAUUUAGGGGCUUCAUAGCAAAGGGCUGAAUACAUAUGCACACACCACUUUUCUGUUAUUUAUUUUUUAUUCCACUUCACCAAGUUGGACUAUUUUGUGUAUGUCCAUUACAUGGAAUCCAAAUAAAAAUCCAUUUAAAUUACAGGUUGAAAUGCAACAAAAUAGGAAAAACACCAAGGGGGAUGAAUACUUUUGCAAGGCACUGUAGCACAUGAUUUGCUAGAUACGCCAUAUGAUACUUUCCUGUACUGUGCUGUAGAUGGGUGGUUUUGAUAGCUUGCUUGCUUGUCAAGGCGAAUAGAAUAGAUUAAUUAACAUGUUAUCAUCUACUGCCCCUGUCUGUGAAGUACUGUAGUGAUGAAAGCUUAUAUUAUAUCCCUAAUGCCUGAUCAGACACCAACUGGUACACACAUAUAACUCUCCUCUCCCCCCCUACACCCCCUCCUCUACCCUCCUCACUCCCCAGCCCCAACCUGACAUGGAGGGACAUGCAGCACCUGUCCGUUCUGACCUCCAAGAGGAACCAGCUUCAUGAUGAGGUGCACCAGUGGCGGAGGAAUGGCGUGGGCCUGGAGUUCAACCACCUGUUUGGUUACGGUGUGCUGGACGCUGGCGGCAUGGUCAAGAUGGCCAAGGAGUGGAAGACCGUCCCUGAGCGUUUUCACUGCGUGGCUGGAUCAUUGCAGGAUGUC